UCUUACACAAUUUAGUCUCAAAAUGCUAAGACUUUAAAAUAAAUUUUAUUCAGCUUUGCAGGAUUUGGAUUUUCUGGAUCCAUUUGUUAAUUAACUUCUACUACCAUCAGAGAAUCUCUAUGGGGAUGAGAAGACAGUAGGGAAAUUGAAGUGCUUUAAAAAAGGGACAAGGAUUUUCUUGGAGUUUUUCUCCUAACUUUUCCUGCCAUAUCAAGGACAGUUCAAGGGUAUAUAUGAAGGUGGAUGCAGUAAUGCUUUGAGGUAGCAUUGUGUGCAAAUUAUUUUAAGUAUCUAUCUGCUGUAUCAUUCCAAAAAUAGCAGAGAAACUGUGAGGGUGAUCAGUUGCGACUGCAGUAAGAAUGUGUGGUUCUACUGAAUCAAUGGUUCUUUGGUCUUAGUUUAGCACCUUUGCGGAGAAAGGAGCAGGCGGAUUUCAUCAACAACAAUUUCAGUCAGUAAUGAUGCUUUUAUUAAGCCUAAAUCCUCCCCUUCGUCCAUGGAUAUUUCAAUAAGAUGGGGGAUUGAGGCAGCAGUAAAAGUGCCGAGUGAGGGUGGAUGCUUUGACAUUAACACUGCCUUUCAUGUAGGAAUGCUUGUGGUGUUCCCAGGAUCCAUCAUGGUUGCAGUAACAAACUUCUACCUUCCAAACAAUGCCCUCUCUAGUAAUGCACGAGGGAGGGACAACCCUUUUUCAAAGACGCUUCAAUUUCCCUACUAUACUUCCCCUGAGAGAUUCUCUAUCAUCUCAUCAGGAAGUUUCUAAGCCUUAAUUCACUUUUGCAGGACAUGGAUUUUCUUAGAGUUUUGCUCCUCCUAACUUCUCUUGCCAUAUCAAGGACGGUUCAAGGAUAUAUAUGAAGGUGGAUGAAAUAAUGCUUUGAGGUUGCAUUAUGCUCAAAUUAAGCCAUACCAGACUAAUUCAUGGACUUACACCCUAUCCAUCUGCUGUAUCAUUCCAAAAAUAGUAGAAAAACUGUGAGGGUGAGUUGCGAAAGCAGAAAGAAUGUGUGGUUCUGUUGGAUCAUCGGUUCUUUGGUCUUAAUUUACCACCUCUGGAGAGAAGAAAGGAACAGGCAGAUUCAUCAACAACAAUUUCAGUCAGUAACGAUGCUUUUGUUAAGCCUAAAUUAAUCUUCCCCUUCGUCCAUGGAUAUCUCAAUAAGAUGGGGGAUUGAGGCAGCUGUAAAAGUGCAAGAACAAUAGAUUUUCACUAUUAGU
Molecule: messenger RNA, 1218 nt
Organism: Rubroshorea leprosula
Lineage: Eukaryota; Viridiplantae; Streptophyta; Magnoliopsida; Malvales; Dipterocarpaceae
Source: the annotation of a GenBank genome assembly